UUUUGGCGAAAGUGCCGCCGCGGAUCGCCAGGCCGCGCCAAGGGACGAAGGCAGGGCGGGCGGGCGGGCGGGAGGCAGGCUCUGGGCUUGGGCCUAGUAGUGUCGGCCCUGGCGCAGAUGGGCCUCGGGGGCUCCCCUCCUCCGGGCCAGGCGCCCACCGACGGCCUUCCCGCCGCCGCCGCCGACCUCCAGCAGCUCAACCGCCUCAGCGCCCAGCAAUUCUCCGCUCUAACUGAAGUGGUUUUCCAAUUUCUCCAAGAACCUAAAGAGAUUGAAAGAUUUCUGGCUCAGCUCUCUGAAUUUGCCACUACAAAUAAAAUCAGCCUGGGUCCUUUGAAGAACAUCGUCAAAAGCCUCCUCUUGGUGCCAAAUGGUGCCCUGAAGAGAUCUUUGUCAGCAGAGCAGGUCCGAGAAGAUCUUAUCACUUUGGGGCUGAGUGAUGAGAAGGCCAGCUAUUUCGAAGAGCAGUGGAAGAAAAGUGCUCCCACCCUCUCGCGCUUGGCUGUGGGGCAGACCCUGAUGGUCAACCAGCUCAUGGACAUGGAAUGGAAGUUUGGAGUUACAGCCGGAAGCAGCGAACUGGAGAAAGUGGGCAGCAUCUUCUUGCAGCUGAAAUUGGUGAUUAAGAAAGGAAACCGAAUGGAGCCUGUGUACAUGGAGCUGACGCUGCCCCAGUUUUACAGCUUUCUUCAUGAGAUGGAAAGAAUGAAAACCAGUCUGGAGUGCCUCAGCUAAUUCCCCCUUUGAGCUGCUGCUUAAAUUGGAGGAAAAUUUCAUAGGGGCCAGACAAGAAUUUUAAUUCCAGAAAUGCAACCAACUCAUCUCAGUCUAGUCCUUUUAUCUUCUGAAAACCACGAGAGGCAAGUUGUUUUGUAAAACCUGGGGUAAAAAAACCUCAUCUGUGUUGUUGUCUGUGUAGAAGGUUUGUUGGAACUCGGAAAAGACUAAUGUUGGAGGGAAGUGAAAAUAAAAUGGGAAAAAAUGAAA
Messenger RNA from Sceloporus undulatus (fence lizard), 987 nucleotides. RefSeq names its product COMM domain containing 7 (gene COMMD7). Bases 118 to 735 code for a protein of 205 amino acids. Gene Ontology annotation, molecular function: NF-kappaB binding. Gene Ontology annotation, biological process: negative regulation of DNA-templated transcription; tumor necrosis factor-mediated signaling pathway. The record is from RefSeq and is a predicted model, not a curated record. NCBI's taxonomy places the organism in Eukaryota, Metazoa, Chordata, Lepidosauria, Squamata, Phrynosomatidae. The transcript has 9 exons.